AUGCAUCAGGUCUACAAAGGAUUGUGUCCCACAAGGGUCCUCCCAAAACCCCGAUUUGCAGCUGUCAGAACUCUCAUAGACAGCCAAGCAGGCGGAGAUGCCCAAAUCCUAGACUCAAACGCCCUGGUGCUCUACUUCCCCGGCCCCAACACCGUCACCGGAGAAGACGUUCUCGAGCUGCACGUCCACGGCGGCCCCGCCACAGUCAAGGCCGUCCUCUCCGCCAUCCCGAAAUGUAAAUCACAAGGCAAGAUCCGCUACGCCGAGCCGGGCGAGUUUACUAAGCGGGCCUUCCUCAACGACAGGCUCGACCUCGCGCAGGUCGAGUCCCUGGGCGAUACCCUGUCCGCCGACACGGAGCAGCAGCGGCGCGCGGCGGUGCGCGGCAACUCGGGCGUCCUGGGACGCACGUACGAGGGCUGGCGCGAGCAGCUCCUGCUCGCCCGCGGCGAGAUCGAGGCGCUGAUCGACUUCUCGGAAGACCAGCACUUCGACGAGUCGCCCGCGGACCUGAUGGACAACGUCAGCGCCCUGGUGUCCGACAUGCGGGCCAGCGUGCUCCGUCACGAGGCCGCAAGCCAGCGGAGCGAGUUGUUGCGGAACGGCAUCCGGAUCGCUCUGCUGGGGCCGCCGAAUGUGGGGAAGAGCUCGCUGAUGAAUCUGAUCGUGGGGCGCGAGGCGUCGAUUGUGUCCAUGGAGGCGGGCACGACGCGCGAUAUUGUGGAGGUGAGCCUCGAUAUACGCGGGUAUCUGUGCUCGUUUGCGGACACGGCUGGCAUCAGGACGAAAACUUCCGUGCGGCCCGGGGACGACCCCUUUGAGCCGGCGCUGGGUAAGAUCGAGGAGGAGGGCAUCCGCCGCGCGAAGCAGAAGGCUGCGGAAUCAGACAUCAUUAUCGUCCUGGCGUCGGUCGAGCCUCAGCGCGAGGGUGGCUUCCGGGUGAAUUACGACGCGGAGACUUUGAAGCUUGCUUCCGAGGCUCAGGCGUGUCUCGUUGUGGUAAACAAGCGAGAUGCGGUAGAUGAUGCUUCCCUUGCUGAACUCCUCAACCAAUUCCGGAACGAUAUCAAAGCCCAAGUGCCGGAUAUUAGCAACGUAGACCUCAUCACGAUAUCCUGCCGCGAAGCCCAGGUCAAAGCCACCACUCAGAAAGAUCCUGGAGCCAUCAACGGUCUUACCGACCAGCUGGUGCAGUCUUUUGCGGGCAUGACGUCCCUGCCGUCUGAUGAGCAGGAUCUGCUGGGCGUCACGGCUAGACAGGCGCAGCUCCUGGAGCAGUGCCGCGGGUACUUGGACGAUUUUAUGGCAGUCGCGCACCCCGAAGAGGAGGGUGAAGAGGCGGACAUUGUGUUGGCUGCGGAGUAUCUGCGGUACGCGGCCGACUGUCUUGCCAAGAUCACCGGCCGGGUUGAGGCGGGGGACGUCGAAGAAGUUCUCGGUGUGAUCUUUGAGAAGUAA
Colletotrichum karsti is the source of this 1458-nucleotide messenger RNA. RefSeq names its product GTP-binding protein TrmE. Gene Ontology annotation, biological process: tRNA wobble uridine modification; tRNA methylation. Gene Ontology annotation, cellular component: mitochondrion; cytoplasm. NCBI's taxonomy places the organism in Eukaryota, Fungi, Ascomycota, Sordariomycetes, Glomerellales, Glomerellaceae. The transcript has a single exon. The record is from RefSeq and is a predicted model, not a curated record. Gene Ontology annotation, molecular function: protein binding; GTPase activity; GTP binding. The coding region runs from base 1 to 1458 and encodes 485 amino acids.